Trichobilharzia szidati is the source of this 1207-nucleotide messenger RNA. Lineage: Eukaryota; Metazoa; Platyhelminthes; Trematoda; Strigeidida; Schistosomatidae. The record is from the annotation of a GenBank genome assembly.
GGCUAUUUCACUACAUACGUUACUUUUUGUGUCUUCGCAUGCGAAUGGCCCUGAAUUAGUUGUCGGAGUACCAUUUAAGAAGGUUGUACUCAAUGAAUUCAUCUACAGAACACUUGUGUGAUCCAGCUGCAGAAGAAGAAUUUCAAGUUCUCUCUGCAAUCUAUACUGAUGAGCUUUUUAUUCUUGAACCGGAAAACAAAAUCUAUGAAAUUUGGAUUCGUCCAGACGCUGAGCAUAUUUCAAAAGAGAAAAAAAUUAUCCUAAAAUUUCAGUAUGUUGAUGGAUAUCCUUCAUGCAAUCCAUUAAAAUAUGAAUUACAUGCACCAUGGCUUAAAUAUGAUAUUCUUAAUGAUUUGGAGAAACAGUUGGAUAAAAUCACCGCAUCUUCUCUUGGUUCACCUGUUGUACACCUACUAGUUGAAUGUAUUCGAUCAUUUAUGUUGACAAAUUUACCUUCAUGUAAUGAAAAAUCAACUGAUUGUGAAGUUAAAGCAGCAGCGGCACCACCACCACCGAAAUCAUCACAGUCUGUUUCAGAGUCAAAUAGUCAUCAAUUGAGUACAGUUGUAUCAGUGCCUUCAGUUAAAUCGCAUCUUGAUAUAUCACCUCAAAUUUUACCAUUUGCUUCAAAUUCUAAAGUACCAAAAAUUUAUCAUGGUGAACCAUUUGUAGAUCGUAAAAGUAUUUUUCAGGCUCAUUGUGCUUAUGUUUCAACGCUUGGUGAGGUCUCUCUUUUUAUAUCCACCCUGGUUAUGGAUAAAAAGAUAGCUACAGCUACGCAUAAUAUAUUAGCUUGGCGUAUUUCAUCAAAAGAAGCUGAUUGUGAUGAUGAUGGAGAAACGCAUGCAGGCAGUCGACUGUUACAUUUGCUUACAUUGUCAGGUGUGGAAAAUGUUGCCGUUAUGGUAAGUCGUUGGUUUGGCGGUAUUCAACUCGGUCCUGAUCGAUUUAAGCAUAUAAAUAAUGUUGCUCGUCUCUUGUUAACUGAACACAAAUUCAUCGGGAUGAAUUCCAGUAAAAGUCCUAGUGAUGAACACCAGCAACAGAAUAAAGAGAAACAUGUUAAAAAGAAACAGAAAAAGAAAUAACAAUGUACUUUUUGUGGUUUUACCUCUAUGUGUUAUUGCUUUUGGUCAUUCAUUCUGUAAGCAUAUUUCUACUUUGUACACACACGUAUUUUGAAAUCAAAGAAAAGAAUAAGUCUGAA